Molecule: messenger RNA, 765 nt
Organism: Endocarpon pusillum Z07020
Lineage: Eukaryota; Fungi; Ascomycota; Eurotiomycetes; Verrucariales; Verrucariaceae
Exons: 1
Coding region: 1-765 (254 amino acids)
Source: RefSeq, a predicted model, not a curated record
AUGACUGGCAAGGGCUAUAACAACAGGAAGGUGGAGGUCGUGCUAAACUCGCCGACGCCAACGCAGGUAGAUGUUGAUCCAAUAUUCUUCUCACAUCUUGAUGCACCAACGGGGCUCUUGAUCGCUCCGGCACCUCCAGCCCAUAGUCAGUCAAAGACAUGGAAAUCCAACGAUACCAAGGACAAGGACCAAUAUGCUCGCUUGUCAACCCUGCUGCAUCAUUUCGUACCUGAAUCCCCUUUCGUCCCUCGUUCCUAUCCGGUUUGGGUUCAGCAUCGAGCCUCGAUGAACGCCAUGGAAAUGGAGAUUAUGAAGAAGAAUAUUGCCAUCAAGCAGGCUAGAAACACAGUUGAUGCAAAGGUCGCAAUCAGACCUGUCCUUGACGGUAAAACGUUCGAUGACAACCGGUCUGCUGUGCUUGCUCAUGAAACAAUCUGGGCUUCAUGGUCUGUGCCAACCGAAAACCAUCCAGAAGCUCUUUGGCCGGACCGUACUGAAUUCCAGUACGAAGGUGAUGAUCGUGCCAAGUCCGAGGUUGGGCGUUUUUUGCCUUUGCCGAGAAAGCCGGGAAACGAGACGGUGAACUGGAAGGCAAGAGAUCAGCUGCAGGGAUAUCGACCUCUGGACCACGUUGGCAUGUUCAAGGAGGAUGGAACACCAGACAUAGAGAUGAGGCAGGGCUGUGACGACUUGUAUCGAGGAAGAGAAUAUGAGGAGAAGGUAGAAAAGCUCUUGGGUAAAGAUUUCAUCGCGGAACUUGAGUAG